Molecule: messenger RNA, 3386 nt
Organism: Dicrocoelium dendriticum
Lineage: Eukaryota; Metazoa; Platyhelminthes; Trematoda; Plagiorchiida; Dicrocoeliidae
Source: the annotation of a GenBank genome assembly
CGAAUACGCACCUACAUUCAGGGGAUAGAUGGACCAAUCGAUUGAUUGAUCGAGCGCACCCGGGCUUCGCGUAUAGUACCGGUGCCGCGAGGUGCUGCGCCGCGAGACAACGUGUCGAACGCCGAUCAGGGUAGCUCGGUGGAAUGCAGCGCGACUGAUGCAACCAGUUCUGUGCCCUCACAAGCUGCUUCCACGUGUUAUGUGAAAUUAUGGCUGUGAAACUACUGUCUUUCACACCGCCCCAGAAGUGCUCAACGUGGACUGCGCCGGGUAUGUAUGUGUGUUGGAUUGUUGUUGCCACAGCAGUUGUGAGCACAUUUCAAGCGUUGGUUUUAGCCCAAACAAAUGAUGUCAUCGAUCUGCUCAAAGCAGUAUCCAUCGCUUCAGCCGAUCCCACUCACGUGACCCGCCAGCCUGGAUUCUGCCCCCCGUCGGAUGCUGAUACCCCUAACAACGCGUAUUCCUACCACCGUGGCGGAACUCUCAACGUGGCUGCAUCGCAAGUAUUGCCGAAAAAGUUUCCAAGAGAUUUUUCCAUCCUCACCACUUUGCGGCUCAGAAACGUCGGUCGAGAGAGGCUGUUUGAUUUGGUGGAUCCCACACAGACUACGCGGUUAGCGGUUUCCGUGGGCUCCAGCAUCACACUGUACUACUACAGCGACGGUCAAGUACAUACCGCUGAAUUUAGAAAUCCGCUGACUACGGACCGAUGGUACCGGAUUGCGUUCAGCAUCAAAGGGGACGCGGUGACCCUGUUAGUAGAUUGCCGCGUCGUGCAAUCCCGAAUGCUUUCACGCUCCUUGGACGAAGGGCCUCAGUUUGAUGACAGUACACUGUACGUGUUGCAGAAGCCAGAUGGAACUCCCAGCUUCACCGGUGUUGUCCAUGGCCUCAUUUUGGUGUUACAUCCUGAAGGUGCGUACGACCACUGCACGCAGUACGCUCCAUGCGAAAAACUGGGUCUUUCGGAGGACACGGAGCAGUCUGAGGAGACGGAUGAAUACAGCACGCAAUAUGGGAGAUUGGGUGCUCCCGGCGAAAAAGGUGAAGUUGGUCCGAAAGGAGAAAAAGGACAACCGGGACGCGACGGACGAAGUGGCAUUCCAGGAAGUCCUGGCUUACCUGGCGUGGCCAGUCAUUUGAUGAUUAUGCCAGUGCCUAGCUUUGGAAAGAACGAAAUGGCUCGAAUGACGAGUUUCCGGUCGAUGAUCCAGCAGUCUGUGAUGAUGUUGAAAGGAGGACGAGGACAACAAGGUAUGACUGGGCUACCGGGAAUGCAAGGACCCCAAGGACCCGUUGGGGAGAAAGGUGAACAGGGUGCACUCGGUGACCCCGGUUUCAUGGGCCCCACUGGUCCACGAGGUCCUCCUGGUCCACCUGGACCCAGAGGUCGUCCAGGAGUUGACGGUGAGGUAGGCGUCGGUGGUCUUCCUGGAGCCAAGGGACAACCUGGUUUGCCCGGCCUACCAGGAUUACCAGGACCAAAAGGCGACAAAGGGGAAAUGGGCCCACCGGGUCACAAAGGGGACACUGGUCCACGGGGUCAGUCGGGUCCCCGAGGAAGAGCCGGUGAGGUUGGUGCCAUCGGGGAGCCAGGUCCUGCUGGAUUGCAAGGUCCGCCUGGGCCAAACGGCCCUCGUGGAGAACCAGGUAGCAAGGGAGCAUCCGGACCACCGGGACCCACUGGGGACGAUGGACCAGCGGGGGUGCCUGGUGCACCAGGCAAAUCUGGCAAUCCAGGUUCACCAGGCAUUCCUGGUUUGAGGGGCCCCAAGGGUGAACCAGGACCACUUGGCCCACGAGGCCUCCAAGGACUACCUGGUGGUCCGGGACCCGAAGGACCGGUCGGACCAAAAGGCAAUCGUGGACGACCCGGCAGGCAGGGACGGACUGGUUCGGCAGGUCCACCCGGUGUGAUUGGUGACCCAGGAUUUCAGGGAAUUCAAGGUCCACAAGGCCCUGCUGGGCAACCUGGUGCACAAGGUCCUCAGGGGGCACCAGGAGCUCCAGGUAGGGAUGGAUCGCGGGGAGGACCGGGACCGGAUGGUCCUUUCGGAGAAGAUGGACCACCUGGCCCUCCUGGGCCUGCAGGUUCUCCUGGACCCCAGGGACCUGUUGGUGCAGGCGGUGACACUGGACCAAUCGGAGACCCAGGAAGUCGGGGGCCACCUGGACCUAUCGGAAUUGAUGGGGAACCGGGAUUGCCAGGCCCCACUGGGCCCGAAGGGUCUAUUGGACCGACCGGACCUGCUGGAGAACAAGGAUUGCAAGGACCUCCUGGUACUUUUGGACCAAAAGGAAACACUGGCAAAAUGGGUCCCACGGGAUUGCUGGGGCAGAUUGGUGAACCCGGCGAAAAAGGCGUGACGGGAAACCCGGGGACAGUGGGACCCACCGGGCCUAAGGGUGAACAAGGCUCAGUUGGGGAUCCUGGCCCACCAGGAAAACAGGGCGAACGAGGGUCUGCUGGCGAAAUCGGUCCCCCCGGACCACGAGGACCGGCAGGUGAUGAUGGGGAACCCGGACCUCAGGGACGCCAAGGCUCUCCUGGACCUCAAGGACCUCGAGGUCCACGAGGCCCAAUUGGUCAACCAGGAGAUCCGGGACCCAUGGGGAGACCUGGCCCACAGGGUCAGGUCAAGGUUGCCAAUGCACCGGAACCCGGUUUCCGGAGGCGGCGAAGAGCUGUCACUCCCAGUCCAGUCUUUGGAAGUGAAGUAUUUUGUCGGUGCGAAUCUUGCGAGACACAAGCCAUAACACUCACCAGCCUUGAUGUGACCAAUUUGUUAAAACAGACUCGAGAAUGGAACGGGGGCAUCCAUGAAUCGCUUUUCGCUUGCAGGGCUAUUGGUGUUUUGGUGACCUAUCUGAAGCCGCACCCCGGGGACAGUGAAUGGCAGAGUCAUCUACGCUUGUUAAAUUCGACCAGACCUUUGGACCUUCACACCUACGGAGAUCACUCGCAAGUGAACAUGCUCCGAAUACAGCACAGGCGCGCAUCACAAGAGUUGGAAUUCCUGUGCGAUGGUACAGCAGUCUACGGACAAUGGGAUGCACGGUCGAGGGAGUCGGAUUUCGGCCGCGCCACUUCCCUCCUGGCUCACAAUGGCCGCAUGCUUGAUCUGACCAUGGGUGAACGUCUGGGAUUCGGAUUAGACCAUAUGGACAAGCGAAUUUACCGCAACGCCUUGCAACGAGUGGACACCAGCAUCACAGUGGAAUACGACGGAUGUCAGUACCUUACCAAAGGAGCCGCAACCAAGAUUCGGGUGGAGAGCAGUGACCUUGACGUGCUGCCUAUCAUCGAUUUCAAGGUUCGCAGUUUUGACCGCCAGGGUCUGAGUUCGAUCAGCCUAAAUGUUGGCGCUGUGUGCUAUCAGACGUAG